Messenger RNA from Tinamus guttatus (white-throated tinamou), 1266 nucleotides. It is a transcript of the gene ISLR, whose product is annotated as immunoglobulin superfamily containing leucine rich repeat. NCBI's taxonomy places the organism in Eukaryota, Metazoa, Chordata, Aves, Tinamiformes, Tinamidae. The record is from RefSeq and is a predicted model, not a curated record. Gene Ontology annotation, molecular function: protein binding.
AUGACUCCGCUGCUCUGCUGCGUGGGCAUCGCUGCUCUCCUGGCCUCCAGCCUGGCCUGCCCCAGGAGCUGCGUGUGCUCCGUCAAGAAGAACGGGCGCCUCUUGGCCGAAUGCGCCUACAGGGACCUGCAGGAGGUGCCCGCGGGGCUGUCACCCAACGUGACCAUCCUCACCCUGUCGGCCAACAGGAUCGGCUCGCUCUGGGAGACGUCCUUCUCCGAGGUGCCCGAAGUGCAGUCGCUGUGGCUCGGCUACAACCAGAUCAGCACUGUUGAGGCAGGCACCUUCGUGCACCUGGUGCAUUUGAAGAACCUGGACCUGAGCCACAACAAGAUUGUGGAUUUCCCCUGGAAGGACCUUCGCAACCUCAGUGGCCUGCAGAUCCUCAAGAUGAACAACAACCGCCUGGCCGGGCUGCCCCGAGGGGCCUUCCACUCCCUGAAGGACCUGCGCUCCCUGUGGCUCAAUGACAAUGAGCUGACCACCCUGGCCGAGGGCACUUUUGACCACCUGCCCUCCUUGUCCCAGCUGCAGAUCUUCAACAACCCCUUUAACUGCUCCUGCAAGGUCUUCUGGUUGAAGAAGUGGACAGAGAACACCUCCGUCUCUAUCACCAAAGGGGGCUCCAUCCUGUGCAUGACUCCCAGCAGGCUCAAAGGGAGGGCCGUGACCAACAUCCCUGACCACUUCUGCAUCGCCCCAUCAGUGCAGCUCACCUACCUCUCCAACCUGGACAACACUGUCAUGUACGACGGCCUCACGCUCACUCUGCACUGCAGCGUGGCCGGCAACCCCCUGCCGGAGAUCAGGUGGAAGAUCCAAACGUCCAGCCGGAGCACUGAGAUCAACGGGCCCAACGUGGCGCGGGACGGGAGUGUCCUGCCUCCACGGCAUGCCAAGCAGAGCCAGGAGCGCUUCCUGGUCUUCAAGAACGGCACCAUGGCCAUCCCCAACUUCAGCAAGGAAGAUGAAGGCAUCUACACGUGCCUUGCCGUCAACGAUGUGGGCAUGCGGGAGGUCUCGGUCAAUGUGGCCUUGGCUGGCUCGGAGAACCCAGCCAAUGACCUGCUCCGAAAUGCCCCCCAGGCCAGUCACCUGGGCGGCCGGAGCUGCUACAAGGGAGAUGACUUGGAUCCCUCCAGUGCCGGAGAGAAGCUCGUGAUCGUUUACCAUGUGCCAAGGGAGUCCAGGAGCAGGGCUGGAGCAGUGCCCCAGGUGUGCCUGGGGACCCUCCUGCUGACUUUGGGCCUUGCUCUGUGUUGCUGA